ACGUACCCAGUCGACGGCGACGGUCGCCUCCUCGCAGACGUGUCCGACGGACCCGGCGGGGUGCCCCUGCGUAAACGGUGGUUCCUGCUGCGUCGCGGGCAUCCUCGAGUUUGUGUGUGUGCGUGCGGGCGCGUUUGGGGCAACGUAGCGAGUCUCUCCGGGGGAGUGCGCCGACCGUCUCGCGGCUGGCUUGUUCGAAUUCGCCCGCAGGCAACGAGACACCUGCCAACUGUGCUACGUCGUACAGCGACGACGGAGAAUCGCAGUCGGAGUUGGAUCCAAACCAGCUACGCCGUGCAGCAGGAGGCUACAACGGAGGACUGCCGUAAAGCUCUGCGCUAUCUGCGCUAGCUCGUCACUUGAGAGAGGAGGAGGAAGCUCAUUUCCUUUCGUACAAGGGUCAUCGUGCCUACGGAACCGCUGCACUCUCGAGUUGGAGAAGGAGAGCUCGGUUUUCGAUCGCUUCGUUCUCUCUCUCUCUCUCUGUUUAUGGUAGUUCAAAAUUUGUUCAUUCACUCCUUCUCGAGCGUGCCAGAUGUGACACCGAUUUGCUCGAACCCCGUGGCUCGAACCUACAGCUCUGUGUGUGUAGUACGUGUGCAGGCGUUGAAGCGGCAGAACUCGAUCGACGUCGUGACAAAUCGUGCGUUGUCAUUGUUCGUUUGCCGGCCGCUCGUCCACUCGCACGUCGUGCGUGUUUUUUACGCCGGUCGCAGAGCCGCGAACGGUUGCGUAAGGACCUCGGCGACGGAAAUUAGGCCCCGACGCGCUCUGCAGUGUUUAUCUUUACGACCGUGACGCCCAUGGACAUUGUAUGCUCGAUUCCCAUCCCGUGCCGACCGAGCAACGUGUCUAUCUUCUGCCCUUCAAACACCGUACCGUGCACCCCUCCCCCCACCCCCACUUUUUUUUUGUUCCUCUUUUUAGGCGAGAAGACACCAACUGUUCGAGUUCCCAAACGCCGUCGCGUCUUCCCUCCACUGCACGCGUAUACGUUAUCAACAGCAACACGCGUACACGGCGACCGUGCGUAUUGCGACUGAAGGCCGAGCACACCUGUACCGGUCGGCACGCGUGCAACCUUAGAUCGCCGCCUUCUGUCGGCGUUACGACGUUCGCGCGCGGUUGUGAAACGUGCACGCUGACGCAGUGUGUGGGAAAGAGACAACUCAGGACGGAGGUGUGGUCUUCGACAGACCGUUGUGUACGUACCAGUUCCAGUUGCGGCCACCGUGCAUGCUUCCGGGAGUGCAUAGAGUGAUCUGCGAAACACGUCACCCAGUCGUCGCAUUCUGUGUUGUAGCUACAGUUCCGGACGAACGAUCCUUUUUGGCACAAAGCCUCGCGUCCUUCAGGAAUCGUGGAGACCGCAUGCCCUAUUUUGGGUAAGGGUCACAACCGUUUCGGGUUUCGACGACGGUGUGUGCUGUGAAGUGUGCCUCGCGAUCGCACGUCUGUAUGGUCGAUUCUUGCUACUUUGAUUGCUGACCUGGCUUUUUCGGAGGUCGGAGCCUUUGUCCGCGAGUAACGCAUCUUGUAUGCUCUUUCUGUCCUGCUGACGCGCAAGAAACGUCGUCCAGGAAACAACGUUGCCCUUGUUCAACUCUUUCACGGACCCCGUCCGAGUACCCCAGACUGCCCUUUUAUAACAACUACGCUGCGUUGUCAACUGCGCACAUACUCGACAGAACGAUCACGGGACGUCGCAGGCCUGUUUCUGUUGCGCUUUGAAUAAUCAGCGAGCGAAGGGUUCGCGUCGCCCUGUAUAAGAGGCUGGCGUAAGCAAGUACGCUGCCCAGCAUCCUGCAGGAUCUGUAAGCUGUGACAUUCAUAUAGGCCUCUGCGAGCCCUCGGGUUCGGAAUCACAACUCCGAGUGCGACCUUGUCCUUCUCCGGUAGACACCCGCAAACUGACCGUCAGAACCAAGCACCUGUCUUCGUGUUGGUUACAGUGCAACUCCGAGUGCGACCGUGCCCUGCCCUCAGAAUCAAGUGACUGUCGUCUGGCCAACGCUGUGGCUCCAAGUGUGAUCGUGUUCUGCUUCUGUGCCAUUAUACCGGACCUCAGGGUCAAGAAUAGCUCUCGUCGAGUUGAACACAGGCCUGCAAACAAUUUGCGCGCUCUCCGAGAAGGCCUCGUUCGUCAUGCAGCAUGCCAUCGCCAGGGCACGGACGCUGUUCAAGACUCGUCCCCUGUUGGCCAACGUCGUCUCCUUCGGCUCCAUGUACAUCGGGGCCGAGGUGGUCCAGCAGACGAUACUCCAGAAGCUGGACCCGUCUGUGCGCGGCUACGACUGGCCGCUGGUGGGCCGGUACGCCGUGGUCGGCACGGGCAUCUACGCGCCGGCGCUCUUCUACUGGUACCGGUACCUGGACCGCGUCUUGCCGGGCAAGCUGGUUGCCGUCGCGGUCAGGAAGGCCCUCAUCGACCAGGUCUUGGCGUCCUCCACGCUUCUGGUAGCCUUCUACACGGCCAUGAGUGCCAUGGAGGGCAAGGAAGACAUCUUCGCGGAACUUAAGGCCAAGUUCGUACCAACGUACAAGCUGAGUUGCUGCUUCUGGAUCCCAGCGCAGUGCUUCAACUUCUUCCUGGUGCCGCCCCACCUGCGCGUGGUGACGGUCGGCAUCUGCUCGUUCGCGUGGGUCAACGUCCUCUGCAUCAUGAAGCGCAUGACCAUUAAGACGCAUGAGGAGGACGCCUAGAGCGACGACCACCGGGAGGAUUGACGUCACUACCGCUGACGUCAAGCUCAUCGCUCGCUCGCCCGGACGUGACGUCACAGCAUGUGACCGAAAAGGAACCUCGCAAUGGAACGACGUCAUGUCCGCCGCAAGGAAACGACCGACAGUUUGUUAACGUGCCUCUAGUCGUCCGGGCGUCAAUCAAAAGACGCACAUGUACCGCGCAAUGCCUUUCUUCGACCGAACUGUUACUUCGUUAACGGGUAACGUUCGUCGUCGCCACGAAGGAAAAAAAAAUUGCCUAUACCGACUGAACGUUGACGCGCUCCAAGCGAUACGUGUUGCCUCGUUGUGUGCUCUACUCAGUUUCGGUGAUGUGAACGUCGCCUCUCUGGCGCUGACGUGAGGGGGCUUGAGUUGGAUUACUCACGGAUAACUUUUUGUGGCAGCGAAAGAGAAGCCACGGAAGCGAAGCGGGUGACAGCGCUCCUGAGUGAAGUCCCACAGUCUCGUUUUGCGGUUGCUUAAAGUGGAGAACAGGGAACAGAAACAUCUCGUUUCCGUUUAGCACUUACAAUAAGAUGAGGCACAAAAUACACCCGUUGGUGUUAAAAUUUAAUUUCAUUUUUUUCCCGCUUUGAUGUUCGGCGUUUUGGCAAACGUGAAACCCUCGCAGGUAGCAAGGCGACGCUGAUUCCGUAUCUCCUUCGCGAAACAGAAAGUGCUAUCGGACGCGGCCGGACUACUUGGCGCAGUGAUACAUGUGCAGAAUGUCCGCCCCUUUUAGCUUUUCCUUCACUGUCACAGAAAGUUGUUCGCGAGUGUGCUUGAAUGUUUGGCCUCUGUGUAUAAAGCGUGCCUGCAGUGAGCCGCGCAGGUUGCGGGAAAGAAACUGGGACGUUUGUACUGGCCUGUUGAAAGAACCGUGACUGCUUUAUCUUGUUCUGGCGGUCGACAGUCAUCUAUAUUUACAGCCAGGUGAAGCGGAAGUCUCUUGAGAGCCUGCUUCUCGCGCAGUAUACCGUAUAGCCGCCAUGUAAGAGGCGUGAGCGGGAUUGGACUUUGUCCUGGUUGUGUGUCUCCGUGUGCCGUCUUUAGCGCAGUUGUUCGUACAGCCUGUUGCGAAGUGCAAACGCCGUAAGUUUUCAACAAAGCCUAUAGGACCAUUUAGAUUUCUAGAUCACUGUGCGCCUUUAUCAGCUGCCGUGCCUCUAUUUGAACGUCACAUUAGCUACAGGAUUUGCCCUUGUCAUUAUAUCGUUUUAUUUGA
Molecule: messenger RNA, 3952 nt
Organism: Dermacentor albipictus
Lineage: Eukaryota; Metazoa; Arthropoda; Arachnida; Ixodida; Ixodidae
Product: mpv17-like protein
Biological process (GO): cellular response to reactive oxygen species
Cellular component (GO): mitochondrion; membrane; cytoplasm
Source: RefSeq, a predicted model, not a curated record